UAAAGGGAUUCUGUCUUCUCUCCCUUCCCCCAAACCCUGAACCUGAGCACUGGACAUUUUCAUGCCUUUUCAUCUCACUGUCUUUUCAGGGUGUCAGGUAAAAGAAAGUGACACAGACAGUUCAGCAAUGUCUGGUUCCUCUGGGGAGAUUAAGCCCAAGAGUCUGAAGAUACCAGAUGUCCUGGAAGGUGACAAGCAGCGACAAAGUGGUGAUGGGGCUGGCUGCCCACCAUCCAUCCAGCCCGAGGCUGGAAGGGGGGCCCAGAAGAAGCCUCUGGGCAAACGGAGAGAUCAGAAAGCCUCUGAGGGCCUGGAUGUGCAGGGCAAGCCAGGGGCCAGGAACACAACUCUGUCUUCCAAGAGAAGCCCCUUUCCCAGCAAGCCACAGGAGGAGAAGGGGAGCAAUGUGGGAGUCAGGCUGCGCAGGAACGCCAGCUCUGCAGGAAGGCUCCAAGGACUCUCCAGUGGGUCAUUUGCUGGGUCCCUGGGAAGGAGAGAAUUUAAGAUAUCUGAAGCACAUUUACCUUCAGGAAAGAAGCGACCCAAAAGUCUUGAAUUUACCAUUUCUCCAGGAGAGACAGGACCUCUCAACCCAGAAACACUUCUGCUUCAAGAGAAAAUGAGAAGUGAGAAUCCAGGCUCAGCAGCCACUCUGAACACAGGGGCUACUGUGGCUGCAGAGAAAGGCUCCAGGAAUCCAGAACACGCCAUGACUCUGGAGGGGGGAGCACUCAGGAAUACACUUUCCAGUGUAUCGUUGGCUGGAAAGAAGAUCUGGGAGCAUCCAGAGUCCACAGUACCUGCAGAGAAGAGUGGAACUGAGGCUCCAAAGACCUCUAAGACCUUGGAGGAGGUGGUAGGUGGUGUGCUCCAUGAUCCUUCAAAUCCAGAAGUCCCUCCAUCUUCAGGUAAGAAAGGACCUCAGAAUCCAGAAGACCUGGCAUCCUUAGGAAUGAUGACCUUUGCAGGUUUCCCCCAAACCUGCUUUUAUCCCCACUGUAUUCAUUUCACUGGAUCCCUGGGUCCCCCUUGAGGUUCUCCACCCUUUGAGAAUCUGAUGUAGGCUCUGAAUCCUGAAAAAUGCAUAUCUGCACAUUUUCAUAAAAUGUUGCAUACAUUUUAGUUAGUUCGUUCUUAGACACUCUGAAGUCCUUUAGAAUUCCCAAGGGCUUCAUGGACCCCAGGUUGAACAUCUGAGAAAGACUGGGUACAAAUAUCACCUUCUCACAAUACCUCAUGGCAGUAUGUCAUGGGGCUGCAGGGCUGCAAUUCUGCUAUUCGCCUCUCUCUGGGCAGGGAGGGAGCUGUUGGCUCAAGUCCUAGGUCUCUUUUACUAAAGAGGCAGAAAUUAGGAUGGUGAUGGGUUGUGAAUGACAGAAACACCAAAAUAACAUAAUUGAAACAAGACAGACGUUUGUUCCUCUUUCACAUAAAUGACACACAGGUGGUCCAGGACAAAUGUGGUACCCCAUGGUCAGGAACCCAAGCUCCUGCUGCUUUUCUGCUCUAUGGAGUUUGCUCUCAAGGUCGUGGUCUCAGAUGGUGGCAUCCUCAUUCCAGGCAGCAGGAUGGAGAGACAAAGGAGAAUAGUAUUACUUAGGGAAGGUUUUCGGAAGUUUCUAGAUGCCGCUCAUGAUGCCUUCAUUUACUUUCUCUUGACCAGAAUGUACAGGCAUGUCGUGGGUUUGGUUCCAGACCACUGCAAUAAAGCGAAUAUUGCAGUAAAGCAAGUCACAUGAAUUUUCUGGUUUCCCGGUGCAUAUGUUUUAUACUAUACUAUCAUCUAUAUUAAGUGUGCAAUAGCAUUAUGUCUAAAAAAAAUGUACCUACCUUAAUUUAAAUAUACUUUAUUGCAAAAAAAAACUUUAUUGCUAAAAAAUGUUCACCAUCAUCUGACAACACGGUUGCCACAAACCUUCAUUUUGUUAAAAAUGAAGAGUCUGUGAAGGGCAAUAAAGUGAAGGGCAAUAAAUUGAAGUGCAAUGAAGUGAGGUGUGUCUGGAGUCUAACUGCACAUCUAACUGCAAGGGAGGCUAAGAAAUGUAGGUUUUUUUGGGGGGGUGGCGGGGAGAAGCCAUAUGGACAGCAAUCAAUGCUAUCACAAGGGAAGGAGGGGAAAACGGUCACUGGGGAGUUCGCAGUCUCACUUGCAGAUGUGAUAUGAAUUUCUGGGACCCUGUGAGAGGAGGAGGCAGGAGGGGACUCGUGGAUUGAGUGCGUUUCUAUUCCUCCUGUAUCUCCUAUCAUUUCUGCUUUAUGAAGCUGUGCUAUGGUCUUGGGGCAGAGCUGGUCAUAGCUGUAGGUCAUCACGGUGGGCUAUACCCUUCAGCCUUGUAAAGUCCCCUUCUUUACUUUCACUUCAUGCGUCCUAAAUCUGGAUGUGAGCAGUGGCCCAUUAAUUCCUUCAUUCAACAUGCACUUCCCAAAUGCUCACCACAUGCCAGGUAUUCUGCUAGGGGCUGAGGGUCUGGCCAUGAGCGAGUCACCAUCCCUUGGGAGCUCUACUCAAAUUAUGAGCAGUCUAGGUGGUGGUUAAGUGGCAAACACCAGUCAGAAUGUCUUACUGUCUUUAUAUCACCUGUAUCAGUGUAAGUGCAGGAGGAAGGCAUAGAAUUUGUAGCAAAAGGCCUUUCUUUAGGAUAAUUGCCCAAGAAUUCCAAUCCUCAGGACUGGUAUGAGAUCUAGCCCUUAGCCCUCAGUCCCAGUGGCUCCUUUGCUACCUCGCUGAAGGGAAGUCAGGGAAGGACAAGCUAGGGAGAGGCCUCAGUCUAGCCGAGAAUGUACGUAUCCCAGGCACGGACUCUCGCUAAGCUGUGACUUGCAGCAUUCCUUGGUAACAUCUUGGGUUUGUCACUCAUGAGAUUUUU
Kogia breviceps (pygmy sperm whale) is the source of this 2867-nucleotide messenger RNA. The record is from RefSeq and is a predicted model, not a curated record. NCBI's taxonomy places the organism in Eukaryota, Metazoa, Chordata, Mammalia, Artiodactyla, Physeteridae.